Molecule: messenger RNA, 309 nt
Organism: Musca vetustissima
Lineage: Eukaryota; Metazoa; Arthropoda; Insecta; Diptera; Muscidae
Gene: Acbp6
Product: acyl-CoA-binding protein
Exons: 2
Coding region: 52-300 (82 amino acids)
Biological process (GO): fatty acid metabolic process
Molecular function (GO): long-chain fatty acyl-CoA binding
Source: RefSeq, a predicted model, not a curated record
UAUUAUUUGUUGCUAAAUCAGUAAACAGUAAACAAGCAAAACCUAAACAACAUGUUGACCUUCGAAGAAAUCGUUGAAAAAGCCAAGGCCUUCACCAAAAAGCCAACCCAAGAAGAUUUCUUGGAAUUCUACGGUUACUACAAGCAAGCCACCGUUGGCGAUUGCAACACCGAUGAACCCGAAGAUGCCGUCCGCAAGGCCAUGUGGAACUCCUGGAAGGAAAAAGCUGGCAUGAGCGCCGAAGAUGCCAAGGCUAAAUACAUUGAAGUCUAUCACAAAUAUGCUCCCAAAUACGAAUAAAUCGUGGGU